Sugiyamaella lignohabitans is the source of this 3372-nucleotide messenger RNA. It is a transcript of the gene KAP123, whose product is annotated as Kap123p. Gene Ontology annotation, biological process: protein import into nucleus. The record is from RefSeq and is a predicted model, not a curated record. The transcript has a single exon. Lineage: Eukaryota; Fungi; Ascomycota; Dipodascomycetes; Dipodascales; Trichomonascaceae. Bases 1 to 3372 code for a protein of 1123 amino acids. Gene Ontology annotation, molecular function: nuclear import signal receptor activity; small GTPase binding. Gene Ontology annotation, cellular component: cytoplasm; nucleus.
AUGGAUCCUCAAUUCUUAGCAAGUUUAGAGGAAACUCUGAAACAUGUUACUGCUCCUAGUACUGAGGCUAUUAAGUUAGCUUCUGCCAAGUUGCAAAAUGACUUUUAUACCAACCCUAAGGUCAUUCCUGCUUUAGUCCACCUUCUCCAGUCUCACCCUGAUGCUCAAAUUCGUCAGCUGGCUGGUGUCGAGGCUCGUAAACUUGUUGGUGAGUUCUGGACUCCUGAGAAAUUGCCCGAACAAGAAAUGACUUCUAUCAAAACCUCGAUUCUUCAAUCCACUUUACAAGAACAAACCCCCUUAGUUAGACAUACUUCUUCCAGAGUCAUUUCUGCUAUUGCAAAGAUUGAUGUUGACGAGGGAAAAUGGAACGAAUUGUUGCCAUUCCUUUAUCAAACCUGUAAAUCAUCUUCUGCUGCUGAGAGAGAGGUGGCUGUAUACAUUUUGUAUACUCUUCUUGAAGCUGAUGCUGAUGUUCUGAUUGAUGGCUCCGUCGAGUUGUUGCAUUUGUUUUCCCACACAAUUAAUGACCCUGAGUCUCUUCAAGUUCGUGUGUCUACUGUUCUUGGUCUUGGUAAGGUUUCUGAGAAUAUAGACACUACUGCAGUCGAUUCCAAGGCUCCUCAAGAUCAGAACCCUGUUGAGUUGUUCCGAGCUUUGUUGCCCUCAGCUGUCGAAGUUCUUAACCAAGUUAUUAGCUCUGACGAUGAGAAGUCGGCUUUACAAGUGUUUGAUGUAUUCAGUGGCUUAUUGGUUUGUGACUACGCCCUUAUUUCCAAGCACAUGAAAGAUCUCGUUAACUUCAUGUUGACUAAUAUUGCUGGUCAAAAACAACUCAGCGAUGAAAUAAGACUUGCUGCUUUGCAAUUCUUGCUAGCUGCUAUAAGGUUUAAGAAGAACAAGAUUCAAUCUUUGAAGCUUGGACCUGUCUUGACCAAUGCUGCCUUGGAAAUUUCUGCCGAACCUUUUGAUGAGGAAGAUGAUGAGACCAAUAAUGAGGAUGACGAAGAUACCCCUGCCAAGCGUGCUUUGUUGAUGAUUGAUGCCCUAUCAUCCAGUUUGCCUCCUACUCAAGUCAUGGCUCCUCUUCUGGCUGCUCUGCCUCAUUGUGCCAGUUCUCAAGAUAUCUUCCAGAGACGUGCUGGUUUCUUGGCCUUAUCGCAAGCUGUUGAGGGUGCUCCUGACUUUGUUGCCAACCAAAUCAGCGCUGUUCUUCCUUUGGUUGUUCAAGGUUUGCAAGAUGCCAACCAGAUGGUCAAGGUCAGUGCUUUGAUGGCACUUGCUCAACUUGCCGGUGAGUUGCACGAUGUCAUUGGUGAGCACCACGAGGCUUUGUUGCCUCUUGUCUUUAGCAUCAUGGACGGUGCUUCUAGCUUGAAGGUCGGUAAGAGUGCUUGUCUUGCUCUUGAUGCUAUCUUGGAGACUCUCGAGGCCGAUAUCAUCACUCAAAAGUAUCUUCCUGAGCUUAUUCCCAAGCUACUUCACUUGCUCAACCACACUAGCGAUUUGACUCUCAAGGGAUCGAUCGUUGCUGCCAUUGCAUCUGCUGCUUUCGCUGCUGGAAAGUCUUUUGAGCCUUUCUUCGUUCAUACUAUUUCUGCCUUGGAGCCAUUUAUCCGUGUCAGUGUUACCUCUGAAACUGUAAGCGAGGAAGAGCUUACUUUGUGCGGUAUCACCCUUGAUGCUCUCAGUGCUUUGGCUGGUGCUGUUGGAAAGGAGACUUUCCGUCCUUAUGUCCAACCUUUGAUUGAAGCUGCUUACAAAUGUCUUCAAUCGACUCAAAGUCGUCUCAAGGAGUGUGGUUUUAUUUUCUUGGGUACUUUGGCUAGAAUCUACGAGACCGAGUUUGCUCCUUUCUUGGGCAUGGUUGUCCCUGCUAUUUUUGCUUCUUUUGACCAAGACGAGUUUGCUGGUAUGGGAGAAGAAGAUGACGAGGCCGAGGAUGUCAAUAUUGGUCAAGAUGGUGAUGAGGAGGAUUUGCUCAACAAGUUCUCUGUCAACAGUGCUUUGGCUAUUGAAAAGGAGAUUGCUACAGAUACUCUGGGAGAGAUCAUUGUUGGCACCAAGGAGCACUUCAACACUUAUUUGGAGCAAGCUAUUGAGCACUUGAAACUGCUGACUGAUCAUUUCUAUGAGGGUAUCCGUAAGUCUGCAUUGAUCGUUUUGUGGAGAGCUUACGUCACAUUUUACAAGCAGACUCCUGUCAGUAAGCAAGCUUGGGUUCCAGGCUUUCCCUCUUCUGUUGUGUUGGCUGAACCUGCUGCUACUUUGCUCGAAGUAGCUCGUACCACUACCUUGAACUUGUUCUCGACCGAAGAUGACCGCUCUGUUGCUACUAUCAUCUGUGAUCACUUUGUUGAGGCUAUUCGUACCAGUGGACCUGUCGUUCUUGGAAGCCAAGAUGAUCUUGAGAAAUUGUGCUCUGAAGUCAUUCUCAUUCUCAGCAAGAGUCACCACUGUCAAGUCCAAGACGAGGACGACAUUUACGAUGGUGUCAAGCCCGAAGAGGAAGAAGGUGAUGGAGAGAAUGCUGAAUACGACGAGGUUCUUACUGAUAGUGCCAGUGAUGUUGUUGUUCAACUUGCCGCUGCUUUGGGACCCCAAUUCCUUCCUCUUUUCCCUACAUUUUUCGGGCUUGUCUCCAAGUAUGCCACCAGUAAGAGUUCUCAAGAGAGAGCCUCUGGUAUCGGUGCUUUGUCGGAGAUUAUUAAUGGUUUGAGAAGCAACGUCACUCAGUGGACUAAGGAGCUCAUGCAGCUUCUUCUCCACGCUCUUGGAGACGCUGACUUGGAAGUGAGAAGCAAUGCUGCUUAUGGUGUUGGUCUUCUUAUCUUGUACAGUGACGACGUCGAGACCUGUAAGAGUCACUACACCACCGUCUUGCAAAAGCUUCAAAGACUUCUCAAGAAGGUUGACAAGAAGAAGCGCAAGUCUUUCGGUACUGAGGAAGAAGACAACAGUGCCAGAAGUUUGGCCAAUGCCUGUGGAUGUGUUGCCCGUAUGAGCAGCAAGUACCCCGAACUCGUCCCCUUGGCCGAGGUUGUGCCAGUGCUUGUGAGCAGACUGCCUCUUCAAGACGGCUUUGAGGAGAACACGCCCAUCUUUGAGUUCAUUCUUAAGUUAUUCGAGCAACGUGAGCCAUCUAUUGUUCAACUCCGAGCCGAAAUUGUCCAAAUCUUCAACGAAGUGUUCCAAAAGCAAGCCGAGCUUGAGAAAGAAGAGGACAACAAGAACAUUGGACCUGGAUCCAUUGUUAAGCCAUUUGAGAACGACGAGAUCCGUGCCAAGGUUGUUGCUUUACUCAAGUUCCUUGAGCAAGAACAACCUGGUCUGGUCUCAUCGCACCCCAUUCUGGCCCCAGUUAUUGCAUAA